Salmo salar (Atlantic salmon) is the source of this 2007-nucleotide messenger RNA. RefSeq names its product cell adhesion molecule CEACAM1-like. The record is from RefSeq and is a predicted model, not a curated record. Lineage: Eukaryota; Metazoa; Chordata; Actinopteri; Salmoniformes; Salmonidae.
GCUGCUGCACAUGCAGGAUGUCCUACAGAUGGAUGCUUCGAAUGGAUUCUCCCCAUAUCUGUUAUCUUUAUUUACUGGCUGUUAUAGGGUUUUGUUAUGGAGCAGGUGUGUUACCAGACAGGUCCCUGGUUGGGGCGAUAGGAGGGAGUGUGACAUUUAACAGAGCAUUAGCCCAGCCAUUUAUAACAUUACAAUGGAAAGUUAAUGGUACAACUAUUAUAUUAAACUAUAUCAGAAGUUCUGACACUUUAAUACCUGAAGAUGGAUACAGAGACAGGAUCAAUCUGGACAGAUCGUCAGGAUCCCUGGAGCUCAUGAAUCUUGAUCUGACUGACAGUGGACAAUACACAGUGACCAUUUUAACACCUGAAGCAGUAUCAGUGGAAGAAAACACCAAACUGGAAGUGUAUGAUGGUCCAGAAAAUGCAGCAAUGAAGGUGAUCCCAUCAGAUGUACAUUAUGAAACAGGAUCAAACCUCAAUUUGUCCUGCUCAGCUGAGUCCAGUCCUCCUGCCCAGUUUCAGUGGGCUCUGAAUGGAACACUGCUGUCCAAUAAGGGACCAGAACUCCGGUUGGGAAACAUUCAGAUCAAUCAGAGCGGUAGCUACAGCUGCUGGGCCCAUAAUACCAGAACCCUGAGGUACCAGACAUCUGAGCCCUCUGACAUCACUGUGCUGGAACCAAUAUCUGGUGCUAUCAUUACAACUUCCCCAAACCCUCCAAUCAUCGAGGGGAAUUCUGUCAACUUAACCUGUGAUGCUUCUGGCUCCAUCAUCACCAGAGAGUGGAUGAAGGAUGGUCAGCUUCUGUCUGCUGGUGGCAACCUAAUCAUCUCUGAGGAUAAGAGAGUGCUGUCCAUAAACCCUGUCAAGAGAACAGACAGUGGAGAAUACCUGUGUAGAGUCAGCAACCCUGUCAGCACCGCUGAUGCUAAACACAUUCUCAUUGUAAAGUCGGAAGGCUUUCUAACUCCAGGUCUGUCUGCUGGUGCCAUCGCUGGGAUUGUGAUUGGAGUAUUGUUGGUUGUGGGAGUGGCAGUUGGUGUGGCAGUCUACUUCAUGAAGAAAAAGGGUUUCUUCAAGAAAGAAUCCUCCAGUGGAAGGAGUGUUGACAACACAGGUAAAAGCUCUGCUAGCAGAGGGGACCAGGAGGAAACCAGGAGCUGAACUAUGCAGACAUCACUCAAUUCCAGAAGAGGGAUGGUGGGUCAGUUCAGCUGGGGAACCUAGGUACUUCCUCCAAAGAGUACGCUCAGGUCCGAGUCAACAACAGGCCCAGUCAGCUGACCUAACCCACCUACCAGGCCCACCAAUCCCAGUACACCCAGGUGGAAAAACCUGCCCAUAAGCCUGCUCCUGAUGCUGCAUCCACCAUCUACUCAGACGUCCGGAGCUGAACACGCCCCACUGUCAAUCAUCUGGACCAGUUGGGGUCAGUCAGGGUGACCAGGUCUGUUCAGACAUGGCCAGUGAAUCCCCCACAACCUUCUUUGUAUCUAUGUGCCAACCAAACUUUCUUUCUAAUACCGUAUCCCUUAUUAGACCUUACAGAUCCCUAGACAAACAAAAAUGUCAGUUAACAACUUAGCUAUUAUCAAUACAUUGGGUGCUCAUCUGUUUUAGAAUUUAAAUUCAAUUCAUAGUUAAGAAAUGAUAUUUUAUUGUUAAUAUCAUAAUAAAUCAUCAGAUCUUGAUGGAUCAUGAAUAUUUUGAUAUACACAAAAAAUACAGCUACGUACACCAUGUGCCAUUAAAGAUAGUCUCUUUUUAGUUCUCAAACAUACUCUUGUAACUGGAGGCUUACUAUACCACAAAUUGGGGAAAGCAUUAGCAUGCAUCCCAUGGUUUAGUAGAGCAAUCAUUUCCCUAUGGCUAUUUGAUUAUUUAACCACCAAUAACAAGAUAGGGAAUUGAGGAUAAUGUUUCACUUCCUAUUUCUUACAAUGUCUUCUCUGUAAGUUGUAUUAAAUUAAAUAAACAAUGGUCACGUUGCUGACAAGGUAGAGUA